AUGUCUGAUGACCCUGUUGCGAGGUACGUCGGAGUGAUUGAUGCGAUCAUCAGCAGUGCGGACCCGGACGAGAUCAGCCCGAAGAAGAUCCGGAAGGCGUUGCAGGAGUUGUACGGGCUGGACCUCAGCGAGCACCGGAAGCAAGUGAACGACACGAUCAUCGAGCGGUUCAAUUACCUGCAGGAGCACCCAAUGGUGCUCGUGGACAAGCAGGAGUUCGCUGAGCGGGUGCAGAGGAGACCCACUGCCCCAAGCAAAGUGACGAAGAAGGUGAGCAAGAAGAAGACAAGCAAGAAGACGAAAGGUGAUGGUGCACCGAAGGGGCUUGCCGCAAGGGAGUUAGUAUUGAGUGAGAAGCUUGCGCAGUUCCUCGGUGCGGCACGGUUGCCCAGGACUGAGGUUGUCCGUGGGGUAUGGGACUACAUCAAGGCGCACGAGUUACAGAACCCUGCUGACCGGCGUGAGAUCUUCUGUGACGAAGCAAUGCAGCCCGUGUUCGGCCGCAAGAUGACCAUGUUCCAACUGAACAAGAUCCUCAGCGACCACCUCUUCAAGCCGGAAGAGGUUGUGGAGGGGGACAAGUAA
This is a messenger RNA of Huiozyma naganishii CBS 8797, 585 nucleotides long. RefSeq lists its product as uncharacterized. Gene Ontology annotation, cellular component: RNA polymerase I upstream activating factor complex; nucleus. Gene Ontology annotation, molecular function: RNA polymerase I cis-regulatory region sequence-specific DNA binding. Lineage: Eukaryota; Fungi; Ascomycota; Saccharomycetes; Saccharomycetales; Saccharomycetaceae. The transcript has a single exon. The record is from RefSeq and is a predicted model, not a curated record. Bases 1 to 585 code for a protein of 194 amino acids. Gene Ontology annotation, biological process: transcription initiation at RNA polymerase I promoter; nucleolar large rRNA transcription by RNA polymerase I.